Messenger RNA from Phasianus colchicus (ring-necked pheasant), 1462 nucleotides. RefSeq names its product sterile alpha motif domain containing 13 (gene SAMD13). NCBI's taxonomy places the organism in Eukaryota, Metazoa, Chordata, Aves, Galliformes, Phasianidae. Gene Ontology annotation, biological process: negative regulation of DNA-templated transcription. The record is from RefSeq and is a predicted model, not a curated record. Gene Ontology annotation, molecular function: histone binding; chromatin binding. Gene Ontology annotation, cellular component: nucleus.
CGCUGCCCGCUGCCACACGGAGCCGCCUCCGAGCGCCCCGCUGCCGGCGGGGGGCUGGCGGCCGGGGCUCCGCCGCGCCGGAGCAGCGCGUAGCCAUGCUUCGGUGUAGUUGCCCGUAGCUGCUGAGGAAACCUCUCUUCUCUAUGCGAACUGUUGACAUGGAAAACAAGGAAAAUGGUUCUCUGGAUGUCAAAAAUUCAGUAGAAAACGGGAGACCUCCAGAUCCUGCUGACUGGGCUGUUAUAGAUGUUGUGAAUUAUUUCAGGACAGCUGGAUUUGAAGAACAAGCCAGUGCUUUCCAAGAACAGGAAAUUGAUGGCAAAUCAUUACUGUUGAUGACAAGAAAUGAUGUACUGACUGGACUUUCAUUAAAACUGGGGCCUGCGCUGAAAAUCUAUGAAUAUCACGUAAAACCUCUACAGACACAACAUCUAAAGAACAACUCUUUAUAGCGAAUUGUCUAAUUGGGGUCAUGUUGUGCCUCAAACAGUAAAUAAGCAAUUUGGUUUCAUGUGAUGGAACUUUGUAAAGAGAGAAUAUAUUAAGAAUUUAAACCAAAUUUAGAUAUUUAUCCUAUUGGAUAGAGUUGGCAAUAUAAUGUAUACUGAGUCUGAAUUGAGAGAGGUGGUGUGUAUUUUUCACAUAGUGCAUAAUGAUUUUCUCUUUUAGGGUUUGUCAGUGAGCAUGUUGAAAUAGCUACAUCACUGUAUCCAGAACAAAAGGGAGGUAUGUCAUUCUCAUUUUUGAGCCAGACUUGUUCUUAAUAUCAUUAUUUAAAUACCAAAAAAUCAAACAAACAGAAGAAAAAUAAAGUUUACGUGCAUCUUUGGGAGAGAUAAACCGUUGGAAGUAUCUUCUGGUGUACAAUAAAAACCUACUAAAACUAUUACUACUUGUAAUUCUGGGAUGGGACUGACAUUUGCCAACUCACCCUUUUUUGCAGAGGGUCCUAUUUUGACCUUAUUAAGGUUUAUUUGUGGUAUGCCGCGAUGUUUAAAGCUGUACAUAAAAUAACAUAACCCCUUCGAUAGCAGAAGGUGUUGCUGACAGGUGAAACUGGGUUGUGUAUUUUUUGCUGUCCUUUAAAUUUUCAGCUUGUUUUCACCUGUUUUUAACGGUAGCUCUAUGUAAAGUAUAGUUGGUUUUUAAAGUUUGUGUUGCUUUGCAAGCAAAAGAAAUAGAUCAUUCUUUUUUAAUUUAUGAUAACUUGUUUUCUAACAUUAUGCAGAAAUUUGUUAAACAAACCUGCACAUUUUUAAUAUUGUCUGUCAUUGGUGUUGUAAUGGUUUAUUUUUUUUUAAUGCUUUACUUAAUAGUUUGAAUACUUGUUUUAAAAACUGAAAGAAACUGUCUUGUCACCAUACAUCUCUGUUAAAAGAGAGUCUUGUUCAAUCUGUUUGUACCAGUUCCUUCCUUGAUAGGUUGCUUGCUAUAACCCAAUAAAGCAUUGCUUAUGUUUGAA